AUGGUCCGCAUCGCUGUCGCCGCUCUCCUCACCUUCGCCGUCUCCGUCUUCGCCGUCGGUGACCCCGCCGGCGCCGCCAACGUCGGCAACGGCCAGGGCAAGCAGUUCAUCACCGGAGGCUGCACCGCCGACGCCGACUGCGCGUCGGGCUGCUGCGCCGGCCUCAAGGACGGCGCCGUGUGCUCCGCCAAGGACGUUGCCAACGAGCAGGGCAAGCAGGGUUGCGGCUUCGGCGGCGCCGCUGCCGGUGGUGGUGGCAAGAAGCAGAACGGCGACGCUGGUAAUGCUGGUAACGCUGGUAACGCUGGCAACGCUGGUGGCAACAACGCCGCCGUCCCUGACGCCGCCGGCUCUCAAAACGUCGGCAACGGCCAGGGCAAGCAGUUCAUCACCGGCGCGUGCACAUCCGACGCCGACUGCGCGUCGGGUUGCUGCGCCGGCAAGGGCAACGGCGCCGUCUGCUCGGCACGCGCCGUCGCCAACGAGCAGGGCAAGCAGGGCUGCGGCUUUGGCGGUGCCGGCGCUGGUGCCGGUGGUGCUGGCGGUGCCGGUGGCAAGAAGCAGGCCGGCAACGGCGCUGCCAACAACGGUGCCGACGGCCAGAACGGCAACGGUCAGCUGUGCGCUCGCGAGUGGACUGCUUAA
Akanthomyces muscarius is the source of this 645-nucleotide messenger RNA. RefSeq lists its product as uncharacterized. The transcript has 2 exons. Bases 1 to 645 code for a protein of 214 amino acids. The record is from RefSeq and is a predicted model, not a curated record. NCBI's taxonomy places the organism in Eukaryota, Fungi, Ascomycota, Sordariomycetes, Hypocreales, Cordycipitaceae.